UACACUUACAUAUACCGACCCAAAGAGUGCUUAAAACUUGUAACCUUUCCUAUAGUAUCACGUACAUUCCAUUCGUAAGAUAUGGGUGCUGAGCUUAUGAAAUGGUUCUUUCUGUGCAUGAUAACUGUGCUAACCUUUAGCAGCUGGAUAACUAGGGCUCAGCCUCAGGUUCCAUGUUACUUUAUUUUUGGAGAUUCAUUGGUUGACAAUGGUAAUAAUAAUCGAAUCGCUUCAUUAGCAAGAGCAAAUUAUAUGCCUUACGGUAUCGACUUUCCCGAGGGACCUAGCGGAAGGUUUUGCAAUGGUAAAACUACAGUUGAUGUCAUUGCUGAGCUGCUAGGGUUCGAAGAUUUCAUUACACCUUAUGCAGAAGCACGGGGUCAAGACAUACUCCGGGGAGUUAAUUAUGCAUCAGCAGCUGCUGGAAUCAGAGAAGAAACUGGGCAACAACUGGGUGGCCGGAUUAGUUUCAGCGGGCAGGUAAACAAUUACAGAAACACCGUAUCGCAAAUGGUGAAUUUACUGGGGGAUGAAAAUUCAGCAGGGGACUAUCUAAGCAAGUGUAUAUACUCAAUCGGAUUAGGAAGCAAUGACUAUCUUAAUAACUAUUUUAUGCCUACAAUUUACUCCACUAGCCGAAGAUACAAUGUUCAACAAUAUGCAGAUGUUCUUCUUCAACAAUACAAGGAGCAGCUAGUGACGUUGUACAAUUAUGGAGCCAGAAAAUUUGCUCUAAUUGGAGUGGGACAGGUAGGGUGCAGCCCAAGUGAACUAGCACAAAACAGUCCAGAUGGUUCAUCAUGUGUCGAAAGAAUCAACGAGGCAAAUGAGAUCUUCAACAGCGGGCUUAGAUCACUAGUCGAUGAACUCAACCUAAACCAACGCGAUUCGAGAUUUACCUACAUCAAUGCUUAUGGGAUCUUCCAAGACCUAAUUUCUCGUCCUGCAUUUUAUGGUUUCAGCAACACGAACACAGGGUGCUGCGGCGUAGGCAGAAACAAUGGCCAGAUUACAUGUCUUCCACUCGAAACUCCGUGUAGAAACAGAAAUGAAUAUGUGUUUUGGGAUGCAUUCCAUCCCACAGAAGCUGCAAACAUUGUCAUAGGGAGGAGAUCGUAUGCUGCGGAGUCUGCGUCCGAUUCAUAUCCGUACGAUAUCCGCCGACUGGCUCAGCUCUGAUGAGAGUGAAAUUCAUUGAAGUAUACAGAUUACAUUAUACAUUUAAAAACAUUUAUGCGUGUAUAUCAAUAUAUAUGCGCACAUACAUAUUUUAUUCCCAUACCAAGAUUAAGUAUGUGCUGUAUUAUUUUUGAAGUGUGAUCAAAGGCAUUUAUUGUUACUUUAUUUCGUUAUAUAAAAUUGUAUUAAUUGGAUGAUGAAAUUAAUGAUAUGCAUGUGAGAAUAUUGUCUUGUAUGAAACACUAGCGAGUCAUCUUCAAACAAAACCUUUUGUUUA
This is a messenger RNA of Daucus carota subsp. sativus, 1456 nucleotides long. Its product is annotated as GDSL esterase/lipase At5g45670. NCBI's taxonomy places the organism in Eukaryota, Viridiplantae, Streptophyta, Magnoliopsida, Apiales, Apiaceae. Gene Ontology annotation, molecular function: hydrolase activity, acting on ester bonds. The record is from RefSeq and is a predicted model, not a curated record. The transcript has 5 exons. Bases 82 to 1179 code for a protein of 365 amino acids.